GCAAGCAUGAGAAGCAGACUGGGAGAGAGGCGACACCAGAGUCCGUCCUCAGAUGGGGAUGGAAGGUCCUUCUUUCUAGGAGGCUGUAUGGCCAGUUGCCUUAAAGGGGCGCAUGUUUCCAGAGAAAGAACUGGUGGCACAGCAGUCCUGAAGACCUAGGACUGGGCAGGAGGUGGACCCAGGAGGCCAUGGGGUCACUGUGGAGGGGCUUUGCACUGUGGAGGCUGGGGCUGAGGACCCGCAAAAGGACAAUCCUGCUGCUGGCCCUCUUCUGGUUUGGAACGUGGAUGUUCUUCAGUGGUGUGGUCUUUGUGCACAAGACAAUGUUCUCUGACCUCUGCACAGAUAAAAAGAGCAAGCAGAUUCUGCAGGGAGUGUGUGAGGAGUACGGGCAUGGCGUCCUGGCGGGGGACCUGUGUGAGGAGCUGUGCGUGAGCCACAGGGUGGAGUACAGACGCUGCCUGUACUACGAGCACGGCAAGAAGGUGAUGCAGGCCGACUGGCGGGGAGUGCCCAUCGUGCUGAAGUCCAAGCUGGAGAACUUCUCCUCCUACGAGGCUUUGGGUCCACUGGACUACCAGGAGGGAGCCAGCCCGUCGCCCUGGGACGCGGUCCUGUACGCCACGCUGGAGAUCAGGAGCUCCCUGGGGCUGGAGCUGGGGGGCGCCGGGGAGGCGCUCCCGGGGGGGUUCCCGCGGGCCUCCACCCGGGCCGAGCUGGCCUCCCUCUGGUCCCUGCUCCAGCAGGAGGAGUACACCUUCUUCAGGACGCUGCAGGACCUCAGCCGGCACGUGGUGAAGGUGCUGGGCUCCUGCGGGCACUUCUACGCCGUGGAGUACCUCGUCGCCGGCCGGGGCUGGAGCCAGAACCUCUUCUCACAGGAGGCACUGCUGGGCCUGGAGGGGGGUGCCGACGGCAGGUCGGGGAGGGACAUCGUGUUCCGGAUUGCCCUCAGCUUCCUUGACAUGGUGCGGCACUUUGAGAGCGACUUUCCCCACCGCCUACACCUCUGCGACAUCAAGCCUGAAAAUUUUGGGGUCCGGGGGGACCUCACGGUUGUGGCCAUCGAUGUUGACAUGGCUUUCUUUGAGCCCAAAAUGCAGAACAUUCUAGAGCAGACCUGCUCCAGCGACGAAGACUGCAACUUCUUUGACUGCAUUUCCAAAUGCGACAUGAAGGAAAACAAAUGCAGCUCUGAACGAGUGAACAGCAACUUGCAGGUGAUCUGCGACAAAAUCUUUAGACACUGGUUCCGUCCUUUGCUUCCAGUUUCCAGGGUGGAGCUCCCCCUAGAGGUGGAAUUGCAGCGUGCGGUGCAGGAUUGUGCAGAAAUGGAUGUCGCCAAUGGUGUACACGCUCAAACUGUUCAUCUCCACCUCCAAAGCCUUCUAUCCCAGCUCCUGCAAAACGUCUCAGGACAGACGACAGGUUAUGCCCGCUGAGCUAUAAAAUACUAACACCAGCUAUCCGGUGCCUUCUGCUGAGUAUAGGAGUAUAGUAUAAGAUUGUGUUGAAUGCCAAUGUCUGCAUUGCCAGUUGAACAUUGGUUGGUGAAACGAUUAAGUCUUUUGGCAAGGCAAAUAAAAACAAUGUUCAGGAAUUUACUUUGAUCGAUUUAUCUCUGUUGUUUGGACUGGACUCUGGCCCUAAAGUGCCGCUUGCUGUUGUCUUUGGUUACAGGUGGGAAUAGCUGUAAUCUCUGUACCACACUGAAUGCACAUUUCUGCAUAACCUCAUGUUCUCCACACUGAUUUUUUGUGCUGUUCUACAUGCACAUAGACUCAUAACUCAUAAGCAUAAAGAAAAAGGAAUUAUGAGUUAGAAAGAGAAGCACAAAAACAUUGAAAAUGAAGACAAUGAGAGCAUAACCUCGUUUAUGCGUGUAGGUAAAUGCACUUUGUGAAUUAAAUGCAUGAUUGUGCAUCAUGUGAAUGGCUCCUCUGAACCCUAGCAUCACCUGAAUCAUUUUAGCCCAAGGCUCAGUGCUUCUUUCCUGCUUUGACUCUUUAAUCCUGCUGGAGACCGGUCUUUCUCUAUUCGGGUCAACAGUAUCACAAGACAGGAAAGGCCUCUCCCAUUUGGAAAGGCAAAAUGUGUGAAAUAAUGGCUAUAAUUUGUGGUACAUCUUAGGGUCUUGAAUCUCCUCAUCAUGUUUGUCAGUAAUACACUUUGAAAACGGA
This is a messenger RNA of Anguilla anguilla (European eel), 2180 nucleotides long. Its product is annotated as divergent protein kinase domain 1C-like. The record is from RefSeq and is a predicted model, not a curated record. NCBI's taxonomy places the organism in Eukaryota, Metazoa, Chordata, Actinopteri, Anguilliformes, Anguillidae. The transcript is spliced from 4 exons. The coding region runs from base 189 to 1442 and encodes 417 amino acids.